Messenger RNA from Thlaspi arvense, 651 nucleotides. The record is from the annotation of a GenBank genome assembly. Lineage: Eukaryota; Viridiplantae; Streptophyta; Magnoliopsida; Brassicales; Brassicaceae.
AUGUUGCCAUUGAUGGAGUUUAUGAAAUCUUUAGGGAAAGGCUCUUAUGGUUCCGUCGAUCUCAUCAGAUUCACAAAACUCGACGGCUCGAAUCCGUAUUACCACGCCGUGAAUAGCUCCUACGCUCAAGACUUCGAUUCUCUCCACAAAGAGUUUCAGAUUCUUUCUAAACUCAGAGAUUGUCCGAGAAUCGUGCGAACCUUCGGGACAUCUCUGUCGCGAGGAGUCGAUGAUUACGGAAUUAGGGUUUACAAAUUAUCGAUGGUGUAUGCAGCUGCAGAAAGUUUAUUUUCUUUCAUGGAAAGAACAUUAUCUGAAUCUAUGAUCAGAGAUUUCACGAUUAUGAUACUCGAAGGACUUGUCUCUGUUCAUAACCUCGGUUAUGUUCAUUGCGAUCUUAAACCGGAGAAUAUCCUCGUGUUUCCUCAUUACGAAUACGAAAAAGAUGACCUUGGUGGAGUGAUAUUGAAACUGAAAUCGUCAUAUGAAUUGAAAAUUUCGGAUUUUGAUAUGUCGACAAAGUUGGAGAGAUUCCACAGUCUGUUCCUUGGGACGCAAGGCGUUUCUACAAACGUGUUUCGCAAGGAAUCCGAGGGAGAGAGGAAGUGCUUCGGAGCUGUUGAAGCAUCCGUUUCAGCGGAAAGUUGUUGA